Trifolium pratense (red clover) is the source of this 2061-nucleotide messenger RNA. RefSeq names its product beta-glucuronosyltransferase GlcAT14A. Gene Ontology annotation, molecular function: glucuronosyltransferase activity. Gene Ontology annotation, cellular component: membrane. Lineage: Eukaryota; Viridiplantae; Streptophyta; Magnoliopsida; Fabales; Fabaceae. The record is from RefSeq and is a predicted model, not a curated record. Bases 455 to 1645 code for a protein of 396 amino acids. The transcript is spliced from 4 exons.
GUGGAAUUGCUAAAAAAUAAACCUGAAAUAAAUUUGACUUCAGUGAAUGAAUAAGACCAUGAGAACAUAACAUAAGAAAAAGAAGAAAAAUACAAAUCCGUGAUCUCCAUUUUCUUCUGUAACUCCCAACAACCAAUCUAACCUGUAAAAAAACCCUAGAACCCCACUUUCCCCCAAAUUCAAUCACUCACAAACAACAAUUCUGAAAAAAAAUUUCCCAUCUUUCUGAUCUGGGUUUUCAAUUUCAAAUCCUUGAUUUCAAUUUUUUCAUUAUUUAUAUAUUAUUAUUAUUAUUACUUCGAUGUUCGUCGUUAUCAUCAAUCUCCCAAAUCACAGCAACAAAGAACAAAAAGCUAAGAUCUUCAACGACCCAUUAACGCAAAUAGUUUCAAAAUCCAUACUUUAACAAUACCCAGUUCUCAAAAUCCUUGCUUUCAUAAUAGUGAAAGCAGUUAUGGGAGCUGAGAAGAAAUGGCUUUUCACGUUAUUUACUACAGCGGUUUUAUCCUUAAUGAUUUUGUUAAUGUCUUCUUUUUCUACCUUCAGUUCUCAAAAGCCUUUUCCUUCUCUUGUUCAACAUGGUUCUCAUUAUCCUCCUGCUUUUGCAUACUUUAUCUCUGGUGGACAUGGUGAUAAAGACCGGAUCUUUCGUUUGAUGUUGGCAGUUUAUCAUCCGAGGAAUCGUUACUUGCUUCAUCUUGGUAUGGAUGCUAGGAAUGAAGAGAGACAGGGUUUGGCUGAUGCUGUUAAUUCUGUUCCCGCGAUUCGGGCUUUUGGGAAUGUUGAUGUGGUUGGUAAAGCUGAUUGGAUCACUUAUUUGGGUUCUUCAAAUGUUGCUAUUACAUUGCGUGCUGCUGCUAUUAUGCUUAAAUUGGAUAGUGGAUGGAAUUGGUUUAUCACUUUGAGUGCACGUGAUUAUCCUCUUAUUACACAGGAUGAUCUAUCCCAUGUUUUCUCUUCCAUAAAUAGAGACCUCAAUUUCAUUGAUCACACCAGUGACCUUGGAUGGAAAGAGACUGACAGAUUUCAGCCUAUUGUAGUCGACCCAGGAACAUAUUUAGCAAGGAGAAGUCAAAUUUUUCAAGCCACAGAGAAGAGGAAAACACCCGAUGCAUUCAAACUCUUCACUGGUUCACCAUGGGUCACCUUGAGCCGACCUUUUCUGGAGUUCUGCAUUUUUGGGUGGGAUAAUUUACCACGAACGCUACUGAUGUAUUUUACAAAUGUUAAGUUAUCUCAAGAAGGCUACUUUCACUCAGUCAUUUGCAACGCGCCAGAAUUCAAGAACACAACAGUAAAUGGCGACUUACGAUACAUGAUAUGGGACAAUCCUCCAAAGAUGGAACCUCUCUUCCUUAACACUUCAGUUUAUGAUAUGAUGGCAGAAAGUGGAGCAGCUUUUGCAAGACAGUUCGAAGCCAAUAACCUCGUGCUGGAUAUGAUAGACGGAAAAAUUCUCAAACGCAGUGGCAAUCGAGCCGCACCAGGAGCAUGGUGCACCGGACGGAGGAGUUGGUGGGUGGAUCCUUGCUCACAGUGGGGUGAUGUCAAUAUUCUGAAGCCAGGUCCUCAGGCUAAGAAGCUUGAGGCGUCUAUUUCUAGUCUUCUUGAUGACUGGGCGGCACAGACAAAUCAGUGCCAGUGAUCAUAUUAUAGACACUAAGAAUAGAAACCAUUGUAGGAAGCUGUGCAGUUUAUCUAUUGCACUGACCAGUAGAAGUUGGCAUUUAUUUGAAGAACAGAGAAACACAUUCUUUGGUCACCAAAGUGUAAUAUCAAUCUUGAAAGGAGGGAUACUGUGCAUAAGAAACAAGAGUUGAGAGUUGGAAAUGGGAAGGGAAAUGGAUUUUGGUGCGCCUUGGUGGGAUGGCUGUAUUGUUUUGGAGGCUUGAUAUUAUGGUGGAUCCUCCAAUGAUGCCUUGAAUCAGUGGGAGGAUAUUCCUCUUGCUUUUCAUUUUCAUAAAUGUUGUAUGUUCUAUAUGUCUUCUCAUUGACGAUUCGAGCAGGAUAGCUAGCUCAUUCUUUUUGGAUUAUGAAUAUGAUUGUCAUUUUCCAUUCUCA